Panonychus citri (citrus red mite) is the source of this 2632-nucleotide messenger RNA. RefSeq names its product E3 ubiquitin-protein ligase RNF14-like. The record is from RefSeq and is a predicted model, not a curated record. The transcript has a single exon. NCBI's taxonomy places the organism in Eukaryota, Metazoa, Arthropoda, Arachnida, Trombidiformes, Tetranychidae. The coding region runs from base 849 to 2420 and encodes 523 amino acids. Gene Ontology annotation, biological process: positive regulation of proteasomal ubiquitin-dependent protein catabolic process; ubiquitin-dependent protein catabolic process; protein polyubiquitination. Gene Ontology annotation, cellular component: cytoplasm; ubiquitin ligase complex. Gene Ontology annotation, molecular function: ubiquitin conjugating enzyme binding; zinc ion binding; ubiquitin protein ligase activity.
UAAUGUUUAUUUCUAUUGGUUUCCGUUGAAUUAAAUUUCUCAAAAUCAGUGAGCGAGUUAAUUGCUUAACAUUUUCUUCAAAGUUAUUUUUUAAUCAACCGACAUUUACCAUUAUCGAAAUAAACCAAUUCUAAAGAAAUUAAAUUCUAAACCUGAAGGCCUCAAAUCUGAGUUUUUGUAUUCGUAUCCGGAUUUCGUUGAACAUCAAUUGGUUCUUGGUGUGAUUAACCUGUUCAAUUAAUAAAAGAAUUAAUUAAUUUAAAUUUAUAUCAAUUAACGACGCGACUGUGACUCUAAGUAAUUGACUUUUCUUCUCAAUUCAACUGCUCUCUUUGAAUAUUUUACUUUCUGUCAAGAGAUGACUCUCAGCACAAGGAAUAAGAAAACAGUUUAAUUUGUUAAUUUCUAUCUUAAGCCAUCAAAUCAUUUAACUAAAUUGCUCAUCCCAAUAAGACUGUGAUUCUCUCAAAUUGUAAUCAAUUUCUCAUCCCAAAUCAAAGUUCACUUGUUACACUGAUCGCUUUUCAUUAUCUGACUUAUUCUCUUGUCACAAUCUCAUCUGUUUACCUAUUGUCAAUUUGUCUGUUCACUUGUAAAGAGAAAAUCUCUUGGUUCCAAUUUUGGAAAAUUUCAUUUUCUUUAUUUGUUUACUUGUUUCCAUUUUCUCUUUGAUACUAUUUUUCUCUUUCCAAAAGUUACAUACUCUUUCCAACGCUUCAAAUUCUGCUCUUUGCCUAAUCUCUUCCUUCUGAUUGAUUAGUAUUUUCGCUUUUCUUCUUCAUUUCUCUCUCUCUCUCUCUCACACACUUUAUUUUUCCUCCUCUUUUUCCAUUUAAUCAUUGGGAUAAAUGAGUGAUUACGAUGCUCAAAAAGACGAAAUUCUCGCCAUUAAGAGUAUUUUUGAAAGUGAUAACCUGUUUGUCCAUGAAGAUUGUCGAAGAGGUGUUUUCAUCGCCAGUCCAGUUCUACCCGAACCUCCAUUGAUCAUCACCUACUCAUUGAAACGUAAAGAUAAUGGAUCAUUGGACAGUUUCUCUAUUGAUUAUCUACCACCUUUUGAAUUUCAAUUUGAAUUACCUGAUUCUUAUCCAUCCAAAGAUCCACCGAGAUUCUUAUUAAGCUGUGAAUGGCUUUCAGGUCAAGAUUUGCGAAAGGUUUGCGCUCGUUUGGAUAAACUUUGGGAUGAAACGCAAAGUGAAAUUCUUUACCAAUGGUUUGACUUUCUACUACACGAUUUAAUCAAUUUUCUGGAGAUCAGGUCACCAUACAAUAUCACCACUAAAGUUCUUGCACCGAUCGUGAAUAAUUACAGAGGCGGAGAAAAAAAUGAUCCCGAUGGCUCAAAAACCUACUCACGCAACACCAAUGGAACAACAUCAACAGAAGACUCUAAACAAAAACCAAUUAAUGGUCACUCAUCAUCAAAAUCCAACUCAAGUUUACAUUUACCAGGAAAAUGCCAGUGGCGUCGUUUACAUAAUUCACCAGGCACAAAAUAUUACGAUCGACGUGGCAGAUUUAUUCGCUUGGGUCCAGGGUUAAUUGAACGAAUGAAACGCUAUGACUCAACUAAAAGAAAAGAGCGUUUUGAGAAUUCUAAAAUCGAAUGUGGAAUAUGUUUCUCAUCGUUUUUUGGCAUUGAUACCGUUGCUUUCGGCUGUGAUCAUUACUAUUGUGCAAAUUGUAUCAAAACAUAUCUGGAAACUUUAAUCGCAAAUGGUCAAGUUCACUCACUCGUUUGUCCAUUUGAUAAAUGUAACAAUACAGUUGACCCAGAGAUGGUUAAAGUUCUGGUUGGACCAGACUUAUAUCAAAAAUAUGAUUCUAUUCUACUUUCAUCAGCCAUUGGUAAUCUCGGUGGAAUCAUCUAUUGUCCUCGUAUUAAUUGUCUUAAACCAAUAAUAACCGAACAUGAUCCGGAUAUUGAGAAAUUGGUCCAUUGUCCAUAUUGUGACUUCGCCUUUUGCACUUCCUGUAAGAUGACCUACCAUGGAGUUGAUCCAUGUAAAUCUUUUGCUGAUGAAGAUGAGAAGAUAUUUAUUCUUCGAGAAUAUGAUGAGGCUGCACCUGAAAAGAAAAAGCUCAUGGAAAAAGAAUAUGGAGAAAAGUUCCUAUUCCAACAAUUACUAGAUUUUAAGAACAAGAAUUGGCUAAAAGACAAUAGUAAACAAUGUCCCAGUUGCGCUUAUUCAAUCCAAAAGAUCGACGGAUGUAACAAAAUUCAUUGUUUCCGGUGUAAUUGUAAUUUCUGUUGGCUUUGUUUAGCUAAAUUACGAAGUGAUAAUCCUUAUCUUCAUUUCCGUGAUAAAAAAUCUCCUUGUUUUGCUAAAUUGUUUGAAGGUGUAAUACAAGAUGAGGAUACCGAUGACGAUGACGACGAAUGGGAAGAAAUGAAUGAAGAUUUCUUAUUCCAAGAUUAAUCAGUAUUUUCCAAUCAAUACAAAUUCACUUCAACCAUUUAGGAUUUUUAAUACAAAAUCAGUGAUGUAAACUGUAAAACAGAAAACUAAUCAAGAAACGCAAAUAGUGAAAAUUCAAUUCAUUUAAUUUAUUAUCUUAACAAUGAGACAAGUGGUUAACCUCAUUAUUUGUAAAAAUUUGCUUUUGAUUAAAAUUACGAUUAUCAUUAUGA